This is a messenger RNA of Ostertagia ostertagi, 555 nucleotides long. The record is from the annotation of a GenBank genome assembly. Lineage: Eukaryota; Metazoa; Nematoda; Chromadorea; Rhabditida; Trichostrongylidae.
AUGGCGGAGGAAGUGCAAGCCGAUGUGAGAAUCCUCCUAGUUGGAGAACCUGGCGUUGGGAAGACGUCGCUGGUAAUGAGUCUCCUUGAAGAUGAAUGGGUAGAAAAUGUACCAGCUAAGUUAGACAGGGUGCUAAUUCCGGCUGAUGUCACUCCAGAGAACGUCACUACAUCCAUCGUUGAUUGUUCAUUAGGAAACGAAGGCGAAGCAUACAUCACUUCCGAACUAAAGCAGGCAAAUGUUGUUUGCAUCGUUUAUACGGUAUCUGAUGACAAUACGAUUAAACGGGUUACUGACAAAUGGCUUCCGUUAUUGCGUGACGUAUAUGGUCCUGAACAUGAGAUUCCUGUGAUUCUUGUUGGUAAUAAAUCAGACGGCUCCACGAAUCACACGGAUAAGGUAUUGCCAAUUAUGGAACGGUGGCCAGAAGUUGAGACUUGCGUGGAGUGUUCAGCAAAAACAAUGAAAAAUGUGAGCGAGAUAUUCUCUAUGCACAAAGCCGUUGUACCACCGGACCAACUUACAUCUGUGAUAGGGACAACGACGGUUACCUAA